This is a messenger RNA of Cheilinus undulatus (humphead wrasse), 902 nucleotides long. RefSeq names its product cytochrome b-c1 complex subunit Rieske, mitochondrial-like. NCBI's taxonomy places the organism in Eukaryota, Metazoa, Chordata, Actinopteri, Labriformes, Labridae. Gene Ontology annotation, molecular function: 2 iron, 2 sulfur cluster binding; quinol-cytochrome-c reductase activity. Gene Ontology annotation, biological process: mitochondrial electron transport, ubiquinol to cytochrome c. The record is from RefSeq and is a predicted model, not a curated record. The transcript is spliced from 2 exons. Gene Ontology annotation, cellular component: membrane. Bases 88 to 786 code for a protein of 232 amino acids.
UAACACCGAUCAGACAGUAACACACCACAUUUGUAAACGACGCAAGGUCGUCCUCUCCGGGCUGGAGGAUCGAUAUUUUGGACAGAAAUGAUGUCCGUAGCGGCUCGAACCGGGGCCCUGUCCCCGUACAGACAGGCGGUGAAAGUCCUGCUGGCUGCUGGAGCUCCUGCUGCUGCUCCUGGAGCAACCCGCCUCGCCCACACAGACAUCAAGAUCCCUGACUUCAGUGACUACCGCCGCCCUGAGGUCAUGGACCCCAACAAAUCAUCCCAGGACAGCAGUGAGUCCAGAAAAGCUUUCUCUUACCUCCUCACCGGAGCCACCACGGUGGUCGGCGUCUACGCAGCGAAGACGGUCGUCACCCAGUUUGUCUCCUCCAUGAGCGCCUCGGCCGACGUCCUGGCGUUGUCCAAGAUCGAGAUCAAGCUCUCAGACAUCCCUGAAGGCAAAAACAUGACCUUCAAGUGGAGAGGAAAGCCGCUUUUCGUCCGCCACCGCACAGAGAAGGAGAUCACCACAGAGGCGGCAGUGAACAUCGCAGAGCUGCGCGACCCUCAGCAUGACAAAGAUCGAGUGAUUAACCCCAGCUGGGUCAUCGUUCUGGGCGUGUGCACCCAUCUGGGCUGCGUCCCCAUCGCCAACGCCGGAGAGUUUGGCGGAUAUUACUGCCCCUGCCACGGCUCCCACUACGACGCUUCUGGAAGAAUAAGAAAGGGGCCGGCCCCGCUCAACCUGGAGGUUCCUUACUACGAGUUCCCCGACGACGAGACUGUCGUGGUGGGAUAAACUCUGGAGCGCCGCCUCUCUUUCUCUCUGUAUAAUGUAUUUUUAGACGGCUCUCUGUUGGAGUUUGGGAUGGUUAAAAAUGUGUAUUUACUAAUAAAGGUUUAUUUCCAACUCUA